Molecule: messenger RNA, 981 nt
Organism: Heterobasidion irregulare TC 32-1
Lineage: Eukaryota; Fungi; Basidiomycota; Agaricomycetes; Russulales; Bondarzewiaceae
Product: glycosyltransferase family 8 protein
Exons: 1
Coding region: 1-981 (326 amino acids)
Molecular function (GO): glycosyltransferase activity
Source: RefSeq, a predicted model, not a curated record
AUGAUGCUCCUUGAGAAAGAAAUGAACUCAUCGGAGCCCGGAUUCGAUUGGAUAUAUGUCGACGGGUCCCACGAGGCGGACGAUACACUUCUUGACGGAGAGCUCGCAUGGCGUUUGGCGAGGAAAGGAGCUAUCCUUGUCUUCGACGACUAUCACUGGACCAAGGAGCCGGAGGACAGCAUUCAUCAUCCAAAACGUGGAAUCGAUGCCCUUAUGUCGCUGCACCAGGGCGAAUAUCGCAUACUAUCUGCUCCGGAGCAAUAUCAGAUAAUUUUACAGAAGACAGUGGACAUGGGCAUUGAAUUUCUGGUGAAAGAUAAGGUCAACGAUGACAGCCUGAGCGAUGCGAUGGGCUAUAGGAUCCAUGUUGCAUAUGCCAUUGAUCACUCAUAUCUGAUGCCUGCAGCAGUGUCCGUUCGCAGCUUGGUGAAGCAUACGCCAGGGAGGGUCACGGUUUAUAUCGCGAAUCGUGGACUGACCGUCGAAAUGAAGCAAAAUCUGCAGCUCUCUCUUCCCCAACGCGAUAAUGUCACUGUUGUCUUCCUCGACAUUCCUGAACACGGCCUCGCUGCAGACAUGGGGAUGGGUUGGGCCAAGAUCGAUCUGAUACGAAUCCUUCCCGUCGAACGCGCCUUAUAUCUAGAUGCCGACACAUUCAUCAGGGCCGAUGUCAGGGAGCUGUGGAACGUGGAUCUGAAUGGAAAGGGCUUGGGCGCAGUGCGAGAUGUGGGGCUACCAAUGGGCCAUGAUGGAGUAGGCAGAUGCACGUACUUCAACGCUGGUGUCCUGCUCGUAGACUUGGCCCAAGUCCGUACACGAAUUGGAGAGUUAGAGGCAUUCGCUUGGAGGAUGCAGGAUUUCGCACACAAGGAUCAGGAUGCGCUGAAUGUUCACUUUCGUGAGCACAUUUGCGAGCUGCCACUCAGGUGGAAUGGACAGGGAUUGGGAACCUUAUGCAAAGGCCGCGUCCGUGGACCGUGA